This is a messenger RNA of Bipolaris zeicola 26-R-13, 2283 nucleotides long. RefSeq lists its product as uncharacterized. Bases 1 to 2283 code for a protein of 760 amino acids. The transcript has 2 exons. The record is from RefSeq and is a predicted model, not a curated record. Lineage: Eukaryota; Fungi; Ascomycota; Dothideomycetes; Pleosporales; Pleosporaceae.
AUGGCUGGUGGCUCAGCCGUCUCUUCAGGCGUUAUCGAGACUUGGAAGAUAGCACUUGAAACCAUGAACAAGCUUGUUUCAGGUGAGCCUCAGGCAGUUCAGAAUGGUGCCGCCCUCUUGGGUCUAUCAGCUUGGCAUCUGUAUCCAGACAUGAGUAUACACAAGUCUGUGCCCAUCGAGAUUAAAAUGGAAGAUCCAUGCGUCACCAGAGGGGGAACAUUGUCACUGGGUGUAUCGAGACGGCUGAUUUCGUCCAAUGAAGAGGGUGGUGUACGCUGGUCUUUAUCGCUAUCUCAUUUACGCCACUAUGGACGACCGGUCGAUGUUACAAGGGGUCUAGAAGCUGAUGCAAGAUUGACAUGGUCCCAAUUCAAGCUUGUUGUCUUCGCGGCCUUGCUCGAACGAUGGAGAUUACAAGGAACGCCUGAUGAAACAAUUGCUCGGUUUUUUGCAUCCUUGCCUCAGCAUUCAGACGCUCAUCCAUAUCUGAGUAAGAGCGAUGUGAAUAUGUUCAAAUUCCUCAAGGAUGGCGCGGCUGCUUACAUUAAACGCGAUAUUGAGGCUGAGAGUUUGGACCAUAAAUUGAUACAGCUAGGCCGCAGAAGAGCUCACCAGUUUAUUCCCGGUCGUCAAACCAUCGAUGCGCAAUGGAAUCCAUUGAUCUAUUUAUUCGAUUCGACAAGAUCCUUUUCAGCUCUCAAGGACACUGAGUCGGCAAUUUCUUAUCUCCGGUACGCAGCAAGACGUCUCAGCCACAAGAACACGCCCCCGGACGCCUUUAUCAUACGGCAAAAGCUCCUAGACCCUGAAAGAAGUGAUGUUUCCUCUUGCCGGCUGCCUUCCUCACUGUGCUCAAAAUGUAUGGUGGUGACAGCGUUACCACCUGAGCUUCAGGAAGGUACUGGUAAUGCAACUCAUCACAGAUGGCUGCCUGCAGAUGCCCAGGAUAUUAACGUUCCAAGGAACGAGACUCGGACCUUUGAUGUUACCGAGAAGUUCAAAUGCUCAGAAAAUGGCCCGCAGAUCACCGCGCCCCAUGGUCCUGCCAAGUACAUUUACCGUCCCAUUUUGACUGUCUCAGAGACAACAGCUUUAUAUUCUCGCGUUCUUUCUGAAGACUCGGGUUCGGUCAACUAUAUACCUACUAUUGAAGAUUGGAAUUGGUGUUUGGAUCAUGGCCUCGUCCUCCCUGAUGUGGUUUUGAAGGCGUUGAAUCACGGUUCUACGAUUGGACAAUCUAGUAUCGAGCCGACGCUACGCACUAUUGCUGCUGUUGCCUCUGUUUACGACAAUAUUCCCAACGCAACCAUUCAUACCGGCGUUCUUAUGCGCUCCUUGAAAGACACAUCUUGGGGCAUGAACGUUGUAUCUGGCAAUUUGGAGCAUGAAGAUAUGGUCUCGAUGAUAUCGUACUUGGAGACUGGGAUUCACGAUAUUAACCCCAGGUGCUGUAAGUUAUUUCCUAUGGUCGAAAAAAAUUCGCUAAGGUUCCAGUUGAUCCAAAAUCCAUACGAGACUCUACUGCCUGAACAAACUCCUCACUUCCAGAGAAUUCUUGGAAACAUUGGCAAACCAGGACUCAACUUUCUCCUACCUACACAGCGACCUAUAAUGCGAGAGAUUGAUGCCGGAAGUUGGAGAAUUGACUCCUAUGGUAAUUUUGACGGUACUACCUCUCAUUCAUUCGAAAACACGUCUAUGCAUCUGUCAUUUACCGAUUACCGUAUCCCUCACUUCGAUGGACUGCGAGGAGCAUAUGACAGUCAGAUAUAUUUCCUCGAGUCUGUAAUAUCCGUUCAAGAUAACGGCGAAUGGGUUGCUGAUGUAGACCCCUCGCCUCUGAUUAAGUGUGAGAGAUACGAGGAAGUUUCAACAGAUGAUGACAAUGUAACAGAACAUAUAUUCGAUGAGGGAGAUUCCACAGAUACCGAUGGUGGCGAUGAAAAAGAAGAAGGUGAUGAUGACGAUGAUGAUGAAGACAAUGAGGAACCAUUUGAACCAGUGCAUAGGCUCCAGCAUCAGGGCCCAUGUCAACACAAAAUGAACUCAACCCCGGGCCAAAAUAUUACGGCAAUGGACACUUGGAACGAGUUAUUUGAUGUUCCAAAAGGCAUGUUCGUCGUUCGGACGGGCGGUAACUGGGUGCCAAAGCUAGCAGCGACCCUAGUGGCAUACCAGUCUAUGGCUCAGGUCUCAUCUACGUUUGCUGUAACAGUAUGCCCGCCUCAAGUUUGUUGGGUUUGCGUCCAAAAGAAAGCCCAUCACCAAGCCUUUAUAUUUUGA